AGAGUCAUGCGUGCGUGUGUGUGUGCGUGCGUGCGUGUUUGUGUGUCGUAUGAAUUGUGGCGACCAGCGAAAAUAAAAAUAAAUAAAUAAAUGCACAUUGCGACCGAGGCGGCCCGUGUGUGCAGAUGCCAGAUGGUGCACUUGGAUGACCCCAGCGGAUGACCCCAAAAGCAACGAUUGACCCGUAGCAAUUCGGAGGAGCAACAACAACAACGGCGAACGGUGAACCGAUCGCUGCCCCGCACACACACGCACACAAAGGUGGUAAUCCGAACGCAGAGAGACGAGAGAGACACGCACAUAACGGUACCCGCGCCCAGACAGGAAGUAGCGAAUAAUUGAAUAUUCCAGCGGCGUACAGCAGCGGUCAGGCGGAUAGUUCCACCCCAGCAAUGGCCACGGGCGGCGGAGGCGGUGGAGGCGGAGGAAGUUCCCCCGGAAAUGCUGACCACCACAAGCGCAACACCUUCACCAGCUAUGUGGCGCCGCUGCCGGGCGAUCUGCGCGCCACGGCGGACACGAAUGAAUGGUGCCUGCCCAGCGAUCUGCGUGACGUGCACCUGGCCAAGCCGCGUCUGCUGCAGGGCGAGCAGAUCGUGGCCUCCGCCCCGGCCUACAUGUAUUCGGCGAUAGAUCCCAUGGACAGUAGCGGCUCCUCCUCCUCGAAUUCCGGGGGAGAUCCCCACAAGGAGGCCACCUUUGGCCUGCUCAGCGUCACCAAUUUCAAGCUCUCCUUCGUGCCGCUGCACUCGAAGCGAAAUCCUGCCGCAGCAGUUGCCGCCCCCUUGGUGGAUCUCUACCAGGAGAACGCCUAUCUGGGCCGCAACGAGAUCACGCUGAACAACAUCGAUCACAUCUACACGAUCGCCGAGCUGGGACGGGCGGCCAGUGCGCUGCAGGCGGCGCGCGGCAUGGCCAGCCAGCACGGGAUGAUCAGCAGGCGCAAGAAGCUGGAGCCUUUCAAGCAGCAGAAUAUCAGCGGCAGGAUUGCCGCCUUGCAUAUUGUCUGCAAGAACUUUCGCCUGCUCAAGUUUGCCUUCCAGCAGCAGGAUUCGAAGAUGUUUGGAGCCAGCGAUCAGGGCAAGCUGAUUGCCUCGGCCUUGGUUCGCUUUGCCUAUCCCAUGCGGCACGAUCUGAGCUUCGCCUAUGCGCACAGGGAGCCGUACUACUCGACUUUAGGAGCCUCCGGCACCAGCAUGUAUGCCACGAAGAACGACUGGGCCAGGGAGCUGAUACGCUGCGGCGCCACCGAGUGGCAGGUGGUGAGCAGCGCCAGCGUCCAGCUGCUGCAGAAUCCCCUCCAGGCGGGCAAGUACUCCGUGCCGCCGCAUUUCGUCAUACCCAAGAGUUGCGGGGUGGAUCGAUUUCUUGACCUUUCGCGCGCCUUCUGCGAUUCGCGUGCCGCCUUUUGGGUGUAUAGCUACGGCAGUAGCGCUGCUCUGGUGCGCCUGGCUGAACUGCAGCCGGCUGCCCAGCAGGACACCAAGUCGGAGAACGUGAUGCUCGAGCUGGUGCGCAAAUGCGAUGCGGGCAGGCAGCUGAAGCUGCUGCAGCUCACGGAUCGCCUGCCGAGCAUUCAGGAUGUGCUGCGUGCCUAUCAGAAGCUGCGGCGUUUGUGCACCCCUGAGACGCCCGAGAAAUUCAUGCUGCAGGAUGACAAGUACCUGGGACUGCUCGAAAAGACCAACUGGCUGUUCUAUGUGUCGCUGUGCCUGCGCUAUGCGAGUGAAGCCUCGGCCACCUUGCGCAGCGGAGUGACCUGCGUGCUCCAGGAGUCGAAUGGCCGCGAUCUGUGCUGCGUGAUCAGCAGUCUGGCGCAGCUGCUGCUCGAUCCGCACUUCCGCUCGACCGAUGGCUUUCAGUCGCUGGUGCAGAAGGAGUGGGUGGCCCUCGAGCAUCCCUUCCAGCGGCGACUGGGUCACGUUUAUCCCGCACAGCCUACUAGCAAUUCCGAACUGCUGGACAGCGAACAGAGCCCCGUGUUCCUGCUCUUCCUCGACUGCGUGUGGCAGCUGCUGCAGCAAUUUCCCGACGAGUUCGAGUUCACGCAGACGUAUUUAACCACGCUUUGGGACUCGUGCUUCAUGCCCAUCUUCGACACCUUCCAGUUUGAUACGCAGGCGCAGCGUUUGAAAGCGGUUCGCGACUCGCAGCUCGUUUUGCGGCCCGUUUGGGACUGGGGCGAGCAGUUCUCCGACAAGGACAAGAUGUUCUUCAGCAAUCCGCUGUACCAGCGGCAAAAGGGAGAUAGGUUUCUCGAGGCGGCGACGGCUCAUCGCAGAUCUCUGGCGGUGGGACAGAAUAGGGGCACUGGAUCUACAUCUGCAUCCACUCCCUCCCGCAACACCAUCAAUCCGCAGCUCUUCGCCACGGCCUGCUCGGUGCCGCAGGAUCGCUUCCUGCAGCCGGCGCACCGGAUCUUCGAUUUGCAGGUCUGGGAUCAGUGCUAUUAUCGAUGGCUGCCCAUCCUGGACAUUCGUGGCGGUGGCCAGCCGCAGGUGGAUCUCUUCCAUCGCUUGCUGCUGAGCAAUAUUGCGAAGAUACAGCGCUGUUUGGAGUUUCAGAAUUUCGAGGAUUUGCCAGAGGCCUUCUAUGAGUCCACCGGCGAAUCGCGACCCAGUCAGCAGCAGAGGGAUCGGGAGGAGAAGGAGGAUGAAGCCGAGUUCGUGGAUGGAGUCGAAAGGCGAAGGAAGACAAAGGCGGGGACGCCCACCAAUGGCCUGACUUCGAUGAGCGGGAAUCUGCAGCUAUCGACGCUUUCGUCGUUCUUCCCCUUCGGCAAUCCCAUCGCCGGCGAGGCACCGCAUCAGCUGUACGACAUUUUGAGCAGCAGCAGCGAACUCCUGAUGGAGACCUCCUCCUUCCUGGACAAGUCCUCCAUUGUCUGAUCCACACACUUGUCCGCCUUCAACGCUGAACUUUCCAAGUAUUACACAAAAAAAGAGAAACCAUUUACAGAGAAACCCCCUGGCAUAUCGCUUUUAACACCUUUGAUUAUUGUUAACUAAUAAGCAAGUUAUGGCAUAAGUUUUUUUUAUUUCGUUUUACUACCACUAAACUGCAUAAAAGCGCUGCAUAAUAAUAACAAUAAUAAAAACGGAGUAACACUGACUAAAUAAUAAAUAACAAGCAAUUCAUGUGAAACGAAUUCAAGCCGCAAAUCAGCAAGAACGAAGCGCAAGAAAACACCAAUUAAAUCAAUAUGUAUUAUAUUGUAUGUAACUUAAUAUAUGAAAAUAUAUCUAUAUGUAUAUUUAAAUAAAUCAAAAUUGUAAAAUCAAA
Molecule: messenger RNA, 3282 nt
Organism: Drosophila takahashii
Lineage: Eukaryota; Metazoa; Arthropoda; Insecta; Diptera; Drosophilidae
Product: myotubularin-related protein 10-B
Biological process (GO): phosphatidylinositol dephosphorylation
Cellular component (GO): cytoplasm; membrane
Molecular function (GO): phosphatidylinositol-3-phosphate phosphatase activity
Source: RefSeq, a predicted model, not a curated record